Papaver somniferum (opium poppy) is the source of this 1023-nucleotide messenger RNA. RefSeq lists its product as uncharacterized. The transcript has a single exon. Gene Ontology annotation, molecular function: RNA-DNA hybrid ribonuclease activity; nucleic acid binding. Bases 1 to 1023 code for a protein of 340 amino acids. Lineage: Eukaryota; Viridiplantae; Streptophyta; Magnoliopsida; Ranunculales; Papaveraceae. The record is from RefSeq and is a predicted model, not a curated record.
AUGGAAGCUUCACCUAGAGCUAAGCUGUUUGCCUUUAAAUGUGUUCAGAAUAUGCUUGCGAUUAAUGAUAAGCUUUUUCGAUACACCAACAUACCUAACAGAUGUGCUUUUUGUUCUCAACAUGGAGAGACAAUGGAGCAUAUCUUCUUCACAUGUCUGUUCGCCAGAAGCGUUUGGUUCGCGUCAGCCAGCAGUCCUUUCCCACCAAACACUUACCUGUCUUCUGUGGUUGAUUGGAUUCUACAAUUGCAUAUUAACCCUGCAGGUUGGAAUAACUAUCAGGGUCAAUGGAUGGCUAAAUGUAUCAUUACCAUCUGGUAUAUUUGGCUGGCUUGUUGUGAUAAGGUUUUCAGGGGCAUUGACACUAAUCCUGGGGACAUCAAUACAAGAACGGAAAUAGAGUGGACUGCUGAAGCAACUCUAGCAAGACAUCCAAGCACAAACAGACCUUCAUGUAGACAUUUCAUAGACCAGAAUUGGGCGUGCCCACCCUUGGGAACCCAAAAAAUCAACUUUGCAGGAAUCUAUGACGCUCAUAACCAAAAUGGACAAAUAGCUUUGAUUCUCAGAAGUUCUAAUGGCUGGUGCAGGGAAGUGAAGCAGCUGCGAUGCAGAGUGCAAAGUCAGCAUGAGGCGGAGAUGCAGGCAGCCUUGGAAGCAGCAAUAUGGGCAAAUCAGCUGAAUUCCAACGCUAUCCAAAUCGAAGGAAACUGCGUUGAAAUCAUCAAAGCAAUCAAAGGAGAGGCCUGCCACAUCAACUGGAGAGCAAGAUCCAGACUUGCAAGCAUUCACGAGAAAAUUAGGAAAAACGGAGAUGACACAACUUUUGCUUUUUUGACUUGUUGUAAAAAGGCCAAUCAGGCUGCGGUUGCAUUGGCCAAUAGGACCAAUUCAAAUGUAAUAUGUAACAUUGCCUUCCCUCCUCCAAGUUUUUUAUUUGAUGUUUUAAGUUUGGAUAGCCGAAGGAACCGAGAUCAGAAUCAAGGUUCCGAGGUUAACGAACCUUAUUUUCCAGGUUUUUAG